UCGCUUUAAUCAGGAGCGGCAGCUCGAUGAUUGGACGCUCAGUUUUGGUUAGCCACGCCCUCUCGCCUGUCUCCGCGUUGGGCUAUAAAUAGCAGCUGUUAAAAGCCGCUCACUGUCCUCCAGUCUGUCUGUCUGCAUCCGAGACACAGCAGUCCUCUCUCAUCCAGCCAUUCACCCGAACAACAGCAAAUUCUCCGCUCCGCUCUUCUCUUCACCCGCAAUGUCGGCCGCCAGCACCGAGACCAGUUCCGCGCUGUCCACCGCCGGCAGCCGCGUUUUCUUCCAGCCUGCGCCCGGUGUGGGCUGUGUGGGGUCCGCCGGCCCCAUCAGCACCGGGGACGAUCCGGUGCAAAAGAAACAGGGCAAAGUGACGGUGAAGUACGACAGAAAGGAGCUGCGGAAAAGACUGGUGCUGGAGGAGUGGAUCAUCGAGCAGCUCAGCGAGUUGUAUGACUGUGAGGAGGAGGAGAUGCCGGAGGUGGAGAUAGAUAUAGAUGACCUUCUGGAGGUCAACAGUGAUGACGAGAGAGCCAGCAAACUUCAGGAAUCACUAAUAGACUGCUACAAACCAACAGAGGACUUUGUCCGUGAGUUGCUGGGCAGGAUAAGGGGGAUGAGAAAACUCAGCGCACCAACCAAGAAGGGCCUAUAAUGGCUGCGUUAUCAGCCGUCAGUCCAACAUAAACGACAUCAUCUCAGCUCCAGCUGCUUAACCCAUCCAACACAGACUGUCAACACAUGAAACCACACUGAUAACUCCUCUGCGAACCUCAGUCAUCCAUCACGUAGUCCACGCUUUUAGACACUGCAAGGUUGAAUUUAAUGUCAGACCGCUGACAUGUAGGUGAACAAAUACAGAAUAACUGCAUAGAACCGCAGGAGAAAAGUCAAAACCUUGCAAUGUGCCAGAACUGCGACUGUGCUUUACCAUGACUGUGACCCGGUCACACGUCAGAGCCAUGUCCACACUCCUCAAGCCGACGCUAUUAUCUCAACAGCCAUACAGACUGAGACACAGAUAAAUCACAUUAGGAGAGAUGGUAAUAAAAAGAUAUUUGUACUGAAGUAGGUGUGAAAUUAGCUGUAGCACUAUGUACACAGUGCUUGAUGAUUUAGUCUUUUCUACUGAGGUGUUUUGCUGUUACUUCUUUUGAACGUACUGUAUGUCGACUUUUACUGUUCCCUGGCGAUUAACGUUCCUUUUAUCAAACGUGUGGAAACCCUAUAGUUUUCAUUUGAGCACUAGGGCAGACCCCACUGCAUCACCUUUCACCACAGCAAGGCAUGAUGGGUGUUCAACUCUCUGCGUGGCACCUGUAUGAUUGACAGCCUUUUCAUCACUGCAUCAUCAUGUCCGCUGCUGUCCUUCCUCGGACGACAUAUCGUAUGAUUUAAGCACAAAUCCAAAGGGUUUUAGGUUCUGACACACACACACACACACACACACACACACACACACCAAGCUUACCUUCAAAACGUGGUUGAUGUUGCCUUCAAGGACGUCCAGGGUCAGUUUCCUUUUUUACUCUGCACUGAACCUUAACUACUGAUGGUUAAGUGAGCAGGUAAAGACAAGGUGAAGCUUACAUCCUUUGGACCAUGCUGGUCACGGUGCACCAUUAGAGGUGUCUAACAUCCUACCUGUUACAGUACAUGACAUGGAAGCACUAGUGUGACAUUACAUUUCCACAGUGAUUGUCAGGUUUUUAAAACUACCUUUGAGUGGGAACGGCAUCUAAAUAGGUUAAAACAAAACAAAAAAGAGAGAUGUAAAAAUAUAUUCCCAAGUUUAAGAGUUGUAUUUAGUUAUUUUUAAUGGUUAAUACCCACUUGUGCACACAGACACACACGAACCUGUUAGCUUCGGUACAAUCAUAAUAUACUGUAUCUUUAUACAUAUAUACAUAUAUAAAUAUAUGUGCAUAUAUGUAUGUAUAUACAGUAUAUAUAGAUAGAUAGAUACUGUGUAUAUAUGAUACAUAUACACACACUCCCGUUUUGCAUGCUCUUAACAACAACAAAAAAACAAUUGAUGAGAGAAUAUAUAAUAUAAACCUAUACUCGUGCAAAAGAAAUGCUUUCUUUUUGAUCUAGCUACCAUUUAUAACUUUGUAGGAUUUCUUUGUUGUUGCCGUUUUCCAACUUUUCAACCCAGGACUUUUUAAAAAUGGUGCUGUUUUUGAUGUUCUUCCCAAGUCUUUGGCUGUGAAAUAAAAGGUGUUUUCACAGACGAUUAACUCCAGAGAAUUGUGUCUAAAACACACAUUUGUCUUAAUUGAUGGAGUGUAGCCUCUUGUUUGUUUCCUCUUCUCGGUCUCAGACCAGAAGUCUCUGGACUUGUUUCCUGAAUCACUGAGCAGAAGAAGAAGAGACGUUAAAGAGGAGGCCGUCGCAGGAAACUGAUGCAGUUGGAAAAUGUGUUGACGGUUGGGAUUUUUCUGUGUCAAGAAGUGGUUUAGUUUAAAAAGCUAAUAUUUUAUAAUUUAUGGGAUUUCAUGUAAUUUUGAAGUGUCCAUAUUCUAGAAAGCUUUACAUCUGCAUGCAUUUUUAAAGUAGCAUGUUGAAGGGAACUCCUUGUUGUCCCAAAGGUUUUUUAUUUACAAAGUAAAAAUGUUUUUUCCUUUUUUGAUACCAGUUAUUUUUUGCUGUUGUUACUAUUAUUAUGACAAUUACGUAGGUGUUUAUGUACAUCCACAAUCAACCUCCUUUUUUUAAGUUGUAAUGUAAUGUGCGGUUUGUUUUUGCUGAAAAUAAAAUUUGACAAAAUCUCUGUACUGUUUAAA
This is a messenger RNA of Cynoglossus semilaevis (tongue sole), 2783 nucleotides long. It is a transcript of the gene ppp1r14c, whose product is annotated as protein phosphatase 1, regulatory (inhibitor) subunit 14C. The record is from RefSeq and is a predicted model, not a curated record. Gene Ontology annotation, biological process: regulation of phosphorylation. Gene Ontology annotation, cellular component: cytoplasm. The transcript is spliced from 4 exons. NCBI's taxonomy places the organism in Eukaryota, Metazoa, Chordata, Actinopteri, Pleuronectiformes, Cynoglossidae. Bases 221 to 652 code for a protein of 143 amino acids. Gene Ontology annotation, molecular function: protein serine/threonine phosphatase inhibitor activity.